UAAAGUACAUAUUAAUGUUAGUUUUUAUAUUGAUAUUUACUGUAUAUAUAUAUAUUUCCUAAAAAAACAUUUACAAACAUUAUUAAUUGAAUUUGAAUUAGUUCGGUGACAAUCUACUAAACCCGUAAUAACCCGAUGGUGGACACAACAUCAAUGGCCAGUUUGUUUGAUUCAAUGUGCCGACAAGUGGCCGACAAUUUGAAAUUGUUGUCCACUCCGGAGUUUAUUCGCCGGCACAAAGAGACCACAGUUGAGAUCAAUGACAACACGUUCAAGAAGUUGACACCAAAAUCGUUUCAAUUGAUUACCUAUCACUUGUUUCAGACGUUGAAUCCGGAAGAAUGUCGCAAACGAUUUAUGGGUUGUUUUCCAGUGUUUGAUCGCAAACAAGAAGGAGAGUUCAGACAAGUGACCUAUAAAUGGUUACAAGAGAUUGCUUUAAAGGAAACAGAUUAUCACUUUCCCAAAGUGGUUGCCGUAUAUUUCCAACACUUUACACCCGAGACCACUCUCUGUCAUCUUUAUCUUGAUUUCUCCAACUAUUGUAUCGCCAAACAGAUCCAACGUAUGAAUAGUGAAGAGUCCGACAUCAACAACAAGUUUAUACCGAAAAAAGAUUUUGCUGUCAAUGAUGUCAAUCAACUGAUGGACGAGUAUUAUGCUGUCAGAGAAGAUAUCAGAGUAGAUACCGCCGAUUGUAUGGAAAAGAUGCGGUAUUUUGUCGAUAAUUAUAAUAAAACAAAACAAGAGUUAAAUUAUUUACAACAACAGAAGACAGAACUAAUAGAUAGUAUUAGCAAACGAUAUGAAUUAAAUGACAAUCAAAUUGUUGACCAGUUUUGUAGUCAACAACUCUUACAAUACAAACACGAAGUCGACUCAUUGACCACAAGAUUACUGUCGAUGAAUGAAUUGUUUAAUAAAAAUUGGGAAAACUAUGUGAAAGCGUUUGAAGUGAAAACCGAUAUUUUUGGCCAAAAAAUGUUAUCAAUUAAUUUGAAUCAAUUGUUUACUAAAUCAUCAUUUGAGACGACAGCUAAUGAAUUGAUAUGUAUUGCCAACAAUGAUAAGUCAUGUCUAGUAAAUGUUUCAAACGAAAAUUUGGACGAAUUUUUAAGACUUUCCGAUAAAUUUCGUCGCAAAGCUGACAACUAUAGUCAACAAUUGAAUGGAUCGACUAAUCAGAUAAAAUCAAUGUUUGAUCAGUUGAAUGGUUUAACAGUUAAACGACGGGCGGCUUUGUUGGCCAAACCGGAGAUUCAGGAAAGACGUAACUGGUUUCGGUCGAGAAUUGUCGAUCUGUCGCAACUGAAUCUACGAUUUGAACCGAAACGUCGACCUAAAGAAUCGUUGGGAUUAAUACCGGAUAUUAUUGGCGAUAAUAUGAGCGAAGACCAGAAGAAUGCGGCCGUCAGUCAAGUCGAUGACAGUAGUAGUAGUAGUAGUAGUAGUCCUGUCUAUCGUUUGAGGCCAUCGUUUAUCAAUGACUACUCAUUUCAGGUGCUGGACAUCAGUACUUGUCGUUACAUUCCUCCGAGUAGUGGUUGUUCACCGGCUAAUGAUUUGCUAAUGUUUUCACCCGUCGAUAAUCGGAAGACAAAAAGUGGUGUUUUCUCGGAUCAGAAUUGAUUUAUGUUUUAAAAAAAAUGAUUUUUAAUAAUAUUUUUUUAUUAUAGAUAUAUUUUAUAG
Messenger RNA from Oppia nitens, 1689 nucleotides. RefSeq lists its product as uncharacterized. The transcript is spliced from 4 exons. Gene Ontology annotation, biological process: spindle assembly. Gene Ontology annotation, cellular component: HAUS complex; mitotic spindle microtubule. The record is from RefSeq and is a predicted model, not a curated record. Gene Ontology annotation, molecular function: microtubule binding. NCBI's taxonomy places the organism in Eukaryota, Metazoa, Arthropoda, Arachnida, Sarcoptiformes, Oppiidae. Bases 136 to 1629 code for a protein of 497 amino acids.